Molecule: messenger RNA, 3803 nt
Organism: Solanum tuberosum (potato)
Lineage: Eukaryota; Viridiplantae; Streptophyta; Magnoliopsida; Solanales; Solanaceae
Product: putative pentatricopeptide repeat-containing protein At1g12700, mitochondrial
Exons: 3
Coding region: 79-1851 (590 amino acids)
Cellular component (GO): chloroplast
Molecular function (GO): mRNA binding; protein binding
Source: RefSeq, a predicted model, not a curated record
AAAAAAAAAAUCCAAAGAAGCUGAAUGUAUUAGUUUCUUGCAAAAUUAGGGCACACGGAGAUACAGCCAUUGAAGAAGAUGAGGAGGAUUUCUCUGCGCAAUUGCAAUGGUAUUCCCUUUAUCUCUUCCAUUUCUGGUUCGGCAUUUACAAUUAGAGCUUAUUCUUCAUGCCGUUACAGUAAAAAAUCCAUUUCAGUAAUGGAUAAAUUUGGUGUAAAUAGUAGCAAUUUAGAUGAUGCUGUUACUCUCUUCCAUCAAAUGGUUACAAUGAAGCCUCUUCCUUCAGUUGUCCAUUUCUCUCAAUUGUUUAAGACUAUGAUAAAGAUGAAACAUUACUCUGGUGCCCUUUCUCUUUUUCGACAAAUGCUGAAAUUGGGCAUCCCAAUUAGUGAUUUCAUCUUAAAUAUCAUGAUUAAUAGUUAUUGCCUGAUGUAUCGGGUUGAUUGUGCAUUUUCGGUGUUACCCAUUUACUUGAAGAAUGGCAUUCCAUUUAAUACUGUUACCUUUAACACCCUAUUAAAAGGAAUCUUUGCUCAAAAUAAGGUCAAAGAUGCAGUUGAAUUGUUCAAGAAGUUGGUGAGAGACAAGAUUUGUGAGCCUGACGAAGUCAUGUAUGCAAUCGUCAUGAAUGGGCUAAGCAAAAGGGGUCAUACUCAGAAGACUUUAAGUUUGCUCCGGUUAAUGGAACAAGGUAAUACUGAGCCCACCAUAUAUAUCUACAGCAUUGUUAUAGAUGCUCUUUGCAAAGAUGGAAACUUAGAUGCUGCUAUCAAUAUUCUGAACGAGAUGAAGCAGAAAGACAUUCCUCCAGACAUAGUCACAUAUAAUUCAAUAAUUGAUGGUUUGUGUAAGUUUGGUCAGUGGGAAAAGGUUACGAGUUUGUUCUAUGAGAUGGUGAACCUUAAUAUUUAUCCAGAUGUGCAUACCUUAAACAUAAUAACAGAUGGACUAUGCAAAGAAGGGAAAGUCAAAGAUGCUGAGGAAGUAAUGAAACACAUGGUCGAAAAGGGUGUAGAGCCUAAUACAAUCACCUACAAUGCAUUGAUGGAUGGAUAUUGUUUGCGUGGUCAACUAGAUAGAGCAAGGAGAAUUUUUAGUAUCAUGAUAGAUAAGGGCAUUGAGACCGACAUUAUUAGCUAUAACGUACUAAUAAAGGGAUACUGUAAGAAAAAGAAAGUGGAUGAGGCCAUGCAAUUGUUUUGUGAAAUUUCCCAAAAGGGAUCAAAACCCGAUAAUUUUACCUACAAUACGAUCUUGCAAGGUCUUUUUGAAGUUGGAAGAACUGGUGAUGCAAAGCAAAUUUACGCUGAGAUGCUAACUGCAGGGACCAAGCCUGAUAUAUACAUUCAUGUCACUUUGCUCAAUGGUUAUUAUAAGUACGGACUUGUUGAAGAAGCUAUGGCACUCGUUAAUAAGUUAGAAAGAAACAAAGAAUAUACUAAUAUUGCAUUUUAUAGGGUUGUCAUUAACGGAUUGUGCAAAAAUGGUAAACUCAACAAAGCACAUGCUGUUUUCAAGAAGCUUUCUUUCAUUGGAUUACUCCCAGAUGUGAGAACAUACACUAUAAUGAUUAAUGGAUUUUGUUUUGAAGGGUUGUUUGAUGAAGCUAAAUAUAUUCUAAGAAAAAUGGAAGACAACGGUUGUUCUCCAAACAAUGUCACUUAUAAUGUUAUUGUGCAAGGAUUUCUCAGGUGCAACAAAAUUAGUGAAAUGGCAUCUUUUAUGAAGGAAAUGGAUGGAAGGGGCUUCUCAUUUGAUGCAACUACAACUGGUUUUUUGAUAGAUGUUGUAAGGGAGAAUCCUUCUGUCCUUGACAUGAUACCAGAGCUUCACUCAAAAAAUAAGAAGUGAUAUUUUGUUUGGUUUAUUCGGCUACGCUAUCGCUGUGAUACAAUUUCCUUUUAUCCCUGCAAAAGAAAUGACAGCCUAUGCAUUUGCUAAAGUUGAUGGCAAUUAGAACAUUGUUUGAGCUUUCAACACAACCUAAUGAGGAGGUACAUCAAUUUUGGUUUGAGUUUUUCUUGCCAUUCUUCUUUUUCUUAGAAAUCAAAUGUCAUUGCACUCUUAAUAUGAGAAAAAAUGGUGACCAUACUGAUAUUCUUAAAAAAGGAAUAGUGGUAAGUUCCCUUAUGUGUCACAUUACUCCGUAUAGUCCAUAUUAAGUGAAUUAUUCAAAGUUCAUGAAAAUUGUUGGAACUCUUUUCCAUAUUUACUCUUCAUUUAAUGAGAUUCUUAACUUCUUUACAUUUUCUAGGAGACUAGUUUGAAAAUAAUCAAAAAGGUAAUAGUAGAAAAUGGUCUUUAAUUUUAUGUCCUUAAAUAUUUUUCUUAAGGGUUGCGCCAUACUUAAACAAUUCACUUAAUAUGGUCUAGAGCGAGUAUAAGUCUAGUAAUAUCAUUUUCAGUGCUAUUAAUAUACAGGAACAUCAAAACAUUCAUGUUUCUGAGUAAACCCUCCCAGAAAAAAUAUCUAUUAAUUUAUAUGCAGGUUGAUGCAGGGCAAGUUGCUAGUACAGGAAUGGUUGCACCAAGUUAUGUUCAGAAAGUUGCACAGAGUAUUCUUGUUAUAAAUGUCGAAUACCAAAUUUUUUAAAUACGCAUGCCAAAUAUCAUAUUAUCGGAACUGUGGUGUCAAAAAUUUCAGUUUUGGUAUCUACCAUACCAUGCCAACCCCUAAUUAUGACCGAACUAGGGAAAUUUGUGCUAUUAACCUAAAGAUAUAAAAUGAAUCUAGUUCGCACUAGCAUAUAACUAAAGUAAUUCUCUUGACUUUCAAUGUUGACAUUAAAAACUUUUGUUUUAUUGUAUUGGAUUUCAAUGGUGUUCGGGCCAACUAACACACACCUAUACUAAUUCCACGGUGUACCUACUAUCACCCACCAACACUGGUACCUGUAAUUUUGUCCACCAAGGCCUAUAUAAAUGGAAAGAAAUCAACUAGCUUUUUUGCCUUCACUGGGAUUUGAUUCGAGACCACAUGGUUCUUAAUCCACUUCAUUGACUACUAGGCUAUACCCUUUGGUGCCCAAUAGUCAUAUAGAAAGUUUUUGUGGGCUGCUAUUAUGCGUUUUGCAAUAGUUAUGAGAACUCAAUUAAUUGAUCUUGCUUUUGUGGCUUCAUUGCAACAGCGUUAGGACUUCUAAUCAACCAUGGUUAUCAUGAAUUUAACAUAUUGUUUCAAUAUUUUGCAUUCAUUACAGUGUUGUCUCAGAAGGAAGAUGGAUGUGUUGCUGGUUUCUUGGAAGAGUGCUUGAACGUGGGUCUUAAUUUCAUUUUAUCAGCCGAGGUCGAUCACAAAAAGAAGACUACAUGUUUGGCUUUGGACUCACAGAUGAGGUAGUUUGAACAGGGAUUAGGUUUUGAUAUAUGAGCACAAGAGGAAGAGAUCGCCUGGUUCAACUUCCACUGGUGAUGGUGAUUCCUUCUUGAAAACAGUAUAUUCAGUUGAAUUUGAAUAUUCUAAUAAUAAGAUCGAAUCAAUUCCUAUUCGAAAAGAGGAAGUAUUUUUAUCAAGCUGACAUGGUUUCUGGAGCAUCCUUAUCAACUGGUGCAACUAGUCACUUAUAGUUGAUUUUGCAAUUUGAGACAUUCUUUAGAUAUGCACAAUAUAGUUGUGUAUAAUAGACAUACGACCCUUUCCUCAAUCUGCGCAUAGCGGGAAAUUAGUGCUUUUAGACGUUCUUUAGAAUUUGUAGAGUUGACUUUAUUCAGAUGGAGAGAUCUACGAUUCGUAUUUUAUUAUUUGUGACAUAUUUGGUUACUAUGUGCUUCAUAGUUAAUACUACAAAGGUAGUUGCAGUAAA